Molecule: messenger RNA, 918 nt
Organism: Condylura cristata (star-nosed mole)
Lineage: Eukaryota; Metazoa; Chordata; Mammalia; Eulipotyphla; Talpidae
Product: olfactory receptor 4C11-like
Exons: 2
Coding region: 1-918 (305 amino acids)
Biological process (GO): G protein-coupled receptor signaling pathway
Cellular component (GO): membrane
Molecular function (GO): G protein-coupled receptor activity; olfactory receptor activity
Source: RefSeq, a predicted model, not a curated record
AUGCACAAUCAAAGCUCUGUAACUGAGUUUGUCCUCCUGGGACUUUCACAGAAUCCAAAUAUUCAGAAAAUUGCCUUUGUUGUAUUUUUGUGCGUCUACAUUGUAACAGUUGGGGGCAACUUGCUUAUCGUGGUGACAAUCGUCAGCAGCCCUGCACUCCUGGGCUCCCCAAUGUACUUCUUCUUGGCUUUCCUUUCCUUCUUGGAUGCCUGCUUCUCCUCAGCCAUUGCCCCAAAGAUGAUCGUGGACUCUCUCUAUGAGAAGAAGACCAUUUCCUUUGAAGGCUGCAUGACCCAACUCUUUGCUGAACACUUCUUUGGAUGUCUAGAGACCUUGGUACUCAUACUCAUGUCCUUUGAUCGCUACGUGGCUAUUUGUAAACCCCUUCGAUACACAACUAUCAUGAGUCAGCAUGUUUGUGAUGUGUUGGUGAUUCUGGCCUGGGUGGGGUCUUGUAUCCAUUCUUCAACACAGAUUUUUUUGGUUUUGAAAUUACCCUUCUGUGGACCCAAUGUUAUUGAUCAUUAUUUCUGUGACUUGCAACCCUUGUUGGAACUUGCUUGCAUGGACACUUUUGUCAUCAACCUACUCAUAGUGUCUAACAGUGGGGUCAUAUGCACAGUGAGUUUCAUCAUAUUGCUUAUCUCCUAUGUUUUCAUCUUACAUUCUCUAAGUAAACAGAGUGCAGAGGGAAGAAGGAAAGCUCUCUCCACCUGUACCUCCCACAUAAUUGUUGUCACCUUGUUCUUUGUUCCUUGUAUAUUCACAUACACUCGCCCUGCAACCACAUUUCCAGGGGACAAGAUGGUGGCAGUGUUUUACACUAUUUGUACACCGUUGCUCAAUCCUCUGAUUUAUACUUUGAGGAAUGCAGAAGUCAAAAAUGCCAUGAGAAAGCUAUGGUGCCACAAAUUCUGA